AUCUAUGGAAUUUACCAUUCUCAAUUUUGACAGCUGACCCCAUCCAUCAAAAGCUUUCAAGCUUGUGCAAAAAUAUUUUUAAUUUUUCUUAAUUUAUCCUAACUCCAUAGACGUUAUGCUAUAAGCUUAACAUACAGGAGUGUGCGAGUGUAGUUGGUCAGUGGUGUGGUGUGAAAUGAUUUCGUGUUGAAAUCUGUCAGGUUACUACGUUAGCAAUAUGGGGUCCAUGCGACCGACGGGAAGGUUCCUAUCGUUCGCUAAUAACAUCCAGAGGACACAGAAGCAAACUGUGCCAAGUGGAUUCCCGCAAAGCCUAUCAGGCAGUGAGACAGAUGUAUCAACAUCUAAUGAGAACCUAUCAAGAGAAGAGCGCUAUGUGGUCCGACACACCGCCAGAGUGGAGCCUCAGGGGCAAGAGAAUCAGACACAGACUAAUAACAAUAACAACCGCAAUUCCCUGAAGGAGAGUGUAACAGGCAGUAAUCGUAACUCCCUUAAAGACUCUGUGGGUGGUGGCAACAGCAAUAGAAGCUCACUGGACGUGUCCUCAUCUUCUUACAAUACUCUUAUCAUACACAACCAGGAUGACUCCUGGCCUCCAAGACCUACUCCUAUCAGAGAGCAUGAAAGGACAAGUAGUGAAGUAAAACACCCUACCACUCAGUCAUCACCAUACCACACACUGAAAAAGAAUGAAGGAGUGAAGAAACCUAGUGGGAUACCUGUACCCAAGAUGCAUAAGGAACAGAAUGUGACUACUACUGCCAACUACAUUGAUAUAGGUGGCCAGAGGAUUUAUACUAGCCCACCUGAUCAUGGCGUUCAGGAAAUAACCGAAAUCCCCGACGACUUUCUCAACCAAUCGUCAGUACUAAAGCAUUUAGCAAAGGAAGUAGCGCAGUCGCCCACCCCCCGCGGUCCCACCCCGCCCGCCUCGCCUCGCGCCCCUGCGCCUCCUCGGGAUGAUUCGAGGAAGGCUAAAGGGAAAUGUUCUAAGGCUAAGCUUAGUAAAGAGAAACUGAACCUGUCUAGGUCACAGCCUGAUCUUACGAGUGUGGGCGUUCGUGCAGUCCCCGGAGGUUCAGAGUCCAGUGGUUGGUGCAGCGGCGGCGAGGGCGAGCUAGAGGAACCUGACGAUGCAUUCACUGCAGUGCUCGAUGCCCUGGCUGCGGAGAACCAUCAGCUCAAGAGACAGCUGGCUGAUGCCUGCGAACGAGUUGCUAAGACUAAUAAGCUGGAAGAAGAAGUAGAGAAAGUCCGCACUGCUCACGAAGAGCUGGUGGGAUCGUGUGAGCGACGGGAGCGACUGGAGCGAGCGGCGCGAGUGCGGCUGCAAGCCGACUGUCGCCGCCUGCACGAUCUUAACCGCGCGCUUAAGCAACAGGUGGAGCUACUGUCGCAAGGAGUUCGCACUGAGAACGAUAGCAAUGCGGAGGCUUUACGCAAGGAGUUGCAGAACAGAGAGAUGCUCAUAGCACAACUCAUUACACAGAAUAAAGAGUUAGCGUGUGCUAAAGAGCGUCAAGAGAUCGAGAUGGCGGCACAACGCGCUACGCUACAGGAGCAGCGCACGCACAUCGACAUACUCGACACCGCGCUCACCAAUGCACAGGCCAACGUCGUGAGGCUGGAGGAGGAGUGUCGUCACGCGAGCGGCUACGUGGAGCGCGUGAUGGGGCUGCAGCGGGCGCUGGCGUCGCUGCAGCAGGCCUCCGACCGCCGCGAGCACACCGAGCGGAAACUGCGCGCACAGCUCGAGAAGGAGCUGCAGACCCUCAGGAAGCGCGAGUGCAACUGCGGCGGCGCGAGCGCUGCAGGCGGGCAGGGGGGAGGGGAGGCGGAGCUGCGGCGACAGCUGCGCGAGCGCGACGAGCGGCUGCUGGCGCUGGAGGGCGAGUGCGCCAAGUGGGAGCAGCGCUACCUGGAGGAGGCGGCGCUGCGCCAGGCCGCCGUCUCCGCCGCCUCCAUACCCAAGUCAGUACUGCAGCUGUGCCUAGUGUAUAGCGACGAGCGGCUGCUGGCGCUGGAGGGCGAGUGCGCCAAGUGGGAGCAGCGCUACCUGGAGGAGGCGGCGCUGCGCCAGGCCGCCGUCUCCGCCGCCUCCAUACCCAAGUCAGUACUGCAGCUGUGCCUAGUGUAUAGCGACGAGCGGCUGCUGGCGCUGGAGGGCGAGUGCGCCAAGUGGGAGCAGCGCUACCUGGAGGAGGCGGCGCUGCGCCAGGCCGCCGUCUCCGCCGCCUCCAUACCCAAGUCAGUACUGCAGCUGUGCCUAGUGUAUAGCGACGAGCGGCUGCUGGCGCUGGAGGGCGAGUGCGCCAAGUGGGAGCAGCGCUACCUGGAGGAGGCGGCGCUGCGCCAGGCCGCCGUCUCCGCCGCCUCCAUACCCAAGUCAGUACUGCAGCUGUGCCUAGUGUAUAGCGACGAGCGGCUGCUGGCGCUGGAGGGCGAGUGCGCCAAGUGGGAGCAGCGCUACCUGGAGGAGGCGGCGCUGCGCCAGGCCGCCGUCUCCGCCGCCUCCAUACCCAAGUCAGUACUGCAGCUGUGCCUAGUGUAUAGCGACGAGCGGCUGCUGGCGCUGGAGGGCGAGUGCGCCAAGUGGGAGCAGCGCUACCUGGAGGAGGCGGCGCUGCGCCAGGCCGCCGUCUCCGCCGCCUCCAUACCCAAGUCAGUACUGCAGCUGUGCCUAGUGUAUAGCGACGAGCGGCUGCUGGCGCUGGAGGGCGAGUGCGCCAAGUGGGAGCAGCGCUACCUGGAGGAGGCGGCGCUGCGCCAGGCCGCCGUCUCCGCCGCCUCCAUACCCAAGUCAGUACUGCAGCUGUGCCUAGUGUAUAGCGACGAGCGGCUGCUGGCGCUGGAGGGCGAGUGCGCCAAGUGGGAGCAGCGCUACCUGGAGGAGGCGGCGCUGCGCCAGGCCGCCGUCUCCGCCGCCUCCAUACCCAAGUCAGUACUGCAGCUGUGCCUAGUGUAUAGCGACGAGCGGCUGCUGGCGCUGGAGGGCGAGUGCGCCAAGUGGGAGCAGCGCUACCUGGAGGAGGCGGCGCUGCGCCAGGCCGCCGUCUCCGCCGCCUCCAUACCCAAGUCAGUACUGCAGCUGUGCCUAGUGUAUAGCGACGAGCGGCUGCUGGCGCUGGAGGGCGAGUGCGCCAAGUGGGAGCAGCGCUACCUGGAGGAGGCGGCGCUGCGCCAGGCCGCCGUCUCCGCCGCCUCCAUACCCAAGUCAGUACUGCAGCUGUGCCUAGUGUAUAGCGACGAGCGGCUGCUGGCGCUGGAGGGCGAGUGCGCCAAGUGGGAGCAGCGCUACCUGGAGGAGGCGGCGCUGCGCCAGGCCGCCGUCUCCGCCGCCUCCAUACCCAAGUCAGUACUGCAGCUGUGCCUAGUGUAUAGCGACGAGCGGCUGCUGGCGCUGGAGGGCGAGUGCGCCAAGUGGGAGCAGCGCUACCUGGAGGAGGCGGCGCUGCGCCAGGCCGCCGUCUCCGCCGCCUCCAUACCCAAGUCAGUACUGCAGCUGUGCCUAGUGUAUAGCGACGAGCGGCUGCUGGCGCUGGAGGGCGAGUGCGCCAAGUGGGAGCAGCGCUACCUGGAGGAGGCGGCGCUGCGCCAGGCCGCCGUCUCCGCCGCCUCCAUACCCAAGUCAGUACUGCAGCUGUGCCUAGUGUAUAGCGACGAGCGGCUGCUGGCGCUGGAGGGCGAGUGCGCCAAGUGGGAGCAGCGCUACCUGGAGGAGGCGGCGCUGCGCCAGGCCGCCGUCUCCGCCGCCUCCAUACCCAAGUCAGUACUGCAGCUGUGCCUAGUGUAUAGCGACGAGCGGCUGCUGGCGCUGGAGGGCGAGUGCGCCAAGUGGGAGCAGCGCUACCUGGAGGAGGCGGCGCUGCGCCAGGCCGCCGUCUCCGCCGCCUCCAUACCCAAGUCAGUACUGCAGCUGUGCCUAGUGUAUAGCGACGAGCGGCUGCUGGCGCUGGAGGGCGAGUGCGCCAAGUGGGAGCAGCGCUACCUGGAGGAGGCGGCGCUGCGCCAGGCCGCCGUCUCCGCCGCCUCCAUACCCAAUUCCGUGUUCAGGGACGCGAAGAUCGCGGCCUUGGAGAAGACGUCGGCCGAGUCCGAGCGGCUGAUGGCUGAAGCUCGCAACGAGAAGAUACGACACAUGGACGAACUUCACUCCGCGCAGAAGAAACUCGCUGAUUUGGAGGGAAGGGUAAAGGAACUAGAAUCUAAAGUAGCAGAGCGUGACGCGAUGAUCAAAGUUUUGCAGAAGCACACGAGUGCUGCCUACGACAGCGGCGCCUCACUGAGGAACAACUCCAGCCGCGAGGAACUUGUGGGUCUGUCGUCGGGCGCGUCGUUCUCGAGCGCGGAGGGCGGCGGCAGCGUGGCGGGCCGCUACCGACACCUCGCGCGGAGGAACUACUCGCCGCACAACGAUAACUCCAGUGGCUGCGGCUUCGACAGCACAUCCCUCCGCUUGGACGAGCAACUCGCAGCGCUGGAGUCUCGGCUGGAGCGGCCGCCCGUGCCUGCCCGCGGCCUCUGCUGCUUCCCCGGGCUGGGCACGGUGGGCGCGCGGGGCGGCGGCGGGCGCGGGGAAGAGGCACUGCUCCUUGAGCGCCAGGGCAGGGCUUCCCAGCAGACGCGCUCCUCGAGCCUGCCCCCGCCCCCCUCCGCGCUGCCUCGCCCCCCUCGCAAGCCCUCCGCCAGGAACACGCGAUACGACCGCUUGGAACAUAGAGAUGCGCGUAAGGACUCUGACGGCUCCGGGUCUAUCGCAUCAACGGCCUCUCGCAGCUCACCCCUCCCAUACGACACAGUUCGCAAGUUGCCCUCAGUACCGACCUCCGCGUCCCUCCCCGCAGCCGAAUCCCGAGAGUCACUGGUCCGGCCCCGAGACUCCAGCCUCCCGUCACCUUCGAAGCUGGCCGUGUAUGCAGCAGCAAGGAGACGGUCAGCCGAGUCUGCGAAAGAUAAUAACAAACGCACACAUCAUUAUAGGAUUCAGUUUUAGGACAACCUGGAUUUUGGUCUAUAAUGGCGUACAGGCUGCUAUUAGAACCGGCCUGUAAGUAACAAAUUGGCACAAACCAUGGUUAUUAUCAAAGGAACCUAUAGAGUAGUAGCGGUGUGCCCAGACUACAGGCAAAAAAAUGUAUUUAUAAAUAUUUACCAAAGUAUGUAUGUAGAGUUUUACAUGUCCUAAACACAUAGGUACACCUAGGUACGAAAGCGUUCACUCAUCCGAGAAGCCCUUCAUGAAACCUGAUAUUGACGUGUUUAUUUUCAGUUUAAACAUGGCAGCCGUAAAUAAAUAGAUGUUGCCUGUGUUUUUGAACAUGCGAAAUCCCCCUAAUACUUUUGAUUUUCGAUAUAUUUUGAGAUAGAACCCCAAAUUUUAGAGGUGUGAAUUGGGUGUGAAUGACAAACUAGUCUUAUGAUAAUUGUUUUUUUUUUUGUUAGUAUUAUCGGGAUUGAAAAGAAGAAGAAAUUAGAGUCCCUAUCAAAGUGCGAAGAGAUUUAGAAUUCAGCACCGGUGACCUUUAAACCAACACUUAAUUAGACCCCAUUUGCGAUGUAAACAAUUAACUGACAAUUCACUGUUUGAAUCCUACCUAAUGAGUAAUAAGGGAGUUCUCUUCUAUCUAAUAGUUUAAUUUAUGCAAAAAGCGUAUCCAUGUCUUAUUCAACGCCAAAAGAUACGGCAAUAGUAACAAAUAAUGUACUCUAACGAUGUCUAGUAAGUAAUUAAUUCAAUAUCUGUGUGUUGGUGUUUUUGCCCACGCAACGCCCACUUAACCCUAAAUAGCCUACGGGUCUUAGAUGUUCUUGAAGACUGGGCAUAUUUUUUGUAUGGAAAGCAAACUAAAGAAAAAAUAUGAUUUGAUUGACGAAGAUAUUCCUUUGUUUAAUUUCAGUGGACAAUUAGUCAUUUUUGAUACGAAUACACUUACGAAUCAACGAUACAUUGAGUUUUACGAAGUUUUCAUGAAUGAGUGAAUGAAUGAAUUUAGUGUUAUUUUUUAUGGAAGAAAAAAAAAGAAUGGUAAUAACAAAAAUUAAUCAUAAUGACCGCUGUUGACAUUUUUCAUUGAGUAGGUAAAACGGUUAGUAAUCGUGUUUUGCGUGUGAAAUUAUGAGUCUGUUGUAGCUAGUCGCGUUAUUUUAAGUUUAGGUCGUUUUAUUUAGAAGAACGACAUUUUUAUUUUUUAUGUCACGUUUUCAGCCAUGUACGAUGUUAAGAAACAAAAACUUAUUUAAAAUACACAUAAAAAAGAUUAAAAGGAAAAGUGUUCAAUUAAUAUUAAAAUUAAUUUAGUAUGAUUGAUCGUAGUUAGAUACCAAAGAUAUUGUAACUUAAUUUGUAGUUUAACUUUCACUAAACUAAAUUCAGUCUAUUGUUCUAUUGGCUAAGUUUCACGAUCAGUAAAUAAACCGAGAGUCAAUUAAUUCAGAAAAGCGAGUCGAAAUUGGUAACAAAAACUUGUUGUUUAUGUAAACAUCUUACUUAUCGACUCAAAUAACUGUAUAAGAAGACUUAGUUAUUACCUUUUUAAUAGAAGUAUAUAGUAGAUAUAACGAUACAAUAAAAUAAUAGCUUCGGCCAAGACGCCCGCGGUAAUUGGAACUAAUUAAAUGUUAGUUUUUCUGUAUUGCCCGCUGGAACGUUUUGCCGGCAAAGUACCACUUUAUAUUUCACAUUAAUUGCAUUUAAAGUCUGAAUAUUAAAAUACUUAAAUAAUAGCUCAAAUAGAUGGUAAUCAAACGCUUGUUUUUGUUUAAUGAAUGCUCGAUGAUCGUUGCAGCUAUUUCGGUAAGAAAUUGUUUGUAUUACGGCAGUGUCGGGUCAGUCGACGGUUUGCUUGUAGAGCCUAUUUCACACGGCGCUUGUUUGUCUUGAGACACUUUAUAAAUAUUUUGAAUACAGUAAAAAAUAACCGUAAAAUCUAUUUAGCGUACCUAUUUCGUUAGAAAGCCUGAGAUUAAUGAUAAACUUUUAAUUCUCUUGAAAUAUUAUUAACUUAUCUACCUGGCGCUUUUGUUAAUUCUCCUUGCAAAAGUAGAAACAUCUUGGCGCGUGUGAAGUGGGUUAUUACAAUUUAGCGAACGUCACGCAUCGGUAGUUCUGACUUGAAUACAAUAAUCAUGAACAAACAAUUACUUUCAGCUCGAGAGAUACUGUACCGAAUUUGUGAACCCACUUAUUGCUAUUGAUCGAAUAAAUGAGAGCGUUUCUAUA
This is a messenger RNA of Helicoverpa zea (corn earworm), 7222 nucleotides long. RefSeq lists its product as uncharacterized. The transcript has 18 exons. NCBI's taxonomy places the organism in Eukaryota, Metazoa, Arthropoda, Insecta, Lepidoptera, Noctuidae. Gene Ontology annotation, biological process: regulation of cell migration; actin cytoskeleton organization. The record is from RefSeq and is a predicted model, not a curated record. The coding region runs from base 218 to 4996 and encodes 1592 amino acids. Gene Ontology annotation, cellular component: bicellular tight junction; plasma membrane; cytoplasmic vesicle.